This is a messenger RNA of Paramecium pentaurelia, 1122 nucleotides long. The record is from the annotation of a GenBank genome assembly. Lineage: Eukaryota; Ciliophora; Oligohymenophorea; Peniculida; Parameciidae.
AUGUUAACGAACAAUUAAUAUACCUAACUUCCAGUUCAAUCUGUUCUAUAUCAAUAAUAGCCUUAAACUAAUUAGCGACUUCCUAUUUAGCAAUUUUAAUCACCUGUCUAAAUGAAAUUAAUAUCCCCCUAACCUACAAUGGUAUAUUAGCAAUAAGCAGCUUAGAGUCAAUUAUAUACAUAAUCAAAUCAACAUGUUAAAACAAUCUAAUAACAUCAUACGUAAUUAAUAAAUUAAUUCAAAUAGGCAUCAUACUCAUGAAUAUAAAAUUCCUUAAUAUUAGUAACCCAUAGUUACUGCUCCAUAAUAACCUAUUAUUGCUGCUCCUUCUCCUCCUUAAUAACCUGAAAUUAAUGAGAUGUAUCAUGUUGAAAGAGAAUUGUAAGUUCUCUCUGUAGAGGAUGUAGAAGAACCUUGGAAAAAGAAAUGUGUUGAAUUAGAAAUUAAAAUAUUUGAUUUGUAAACUGAAUUAGCCAGAUUUAAGAAUUAAGGAUAAGAAUUAAAGGUUACAUCAAAUGAAGAAUUUCAAGUAAGAGAAUUGGAAGCAAAAAUUAAAAUGAUGAAGGAUAUUGAGGAUGCUUUGAGAAAAGAAAUAAAUAAUCAAUAAAGUGAAAUUGAUUCUUGGAGAUAAAGAUAUUCCAAAUUAUAAUUAGAGUUUUAAUAAUUAUUAUAAGGAGGAGAAGAAGUUAGAUAAUUAAGGGAUGCUUUGGCCGAAAAAGAAAGACAAAUCUUGAAAUUAGAAAAUGCAUUAAAUUCUUAAAAUGUAGAAAUGCAAAAUUACAUGAGAUUAGUUUAGUAAUAGAUAUAUAAUAUAAUAAAUUAGAAAUAAAGAUCAAGAAAUUGCAUAAUAUAAAUAAAUGAUUAGACAACUAGAAUAAGAAAUGAGUGAAUAUUAAUAAACUACUGAAAAAUUGAAAUAUUAUUCUAAUGAAGCAGAUAUUUGGAAAGAGAGAUUUAUGAAAGCCAAUCAAGACUUUCACACUGCCCAAGAAUAAUGGAUGAUGGCCUAAGCUGAAUUAGAUUCUUUGAAAAAAUAAAAAACUAUGACUACUACUGAAAAAAUUACUACAAUAUAAUAAACUAAUACAAGAUCUAGUAAGGCUGGUGCCAGAUAAUAUUGAA